CUCUCGAUGUGAAGUUCUUAGUGGUGUCAGAGUAUGCUAACCAACCAUAUCGAAUGACAAAUAUAGACGUCAAAUUUUAAUCGUGGCUGAUUCUAGGACCAUUCACUGAGACUCUGUAAUGACUGAUAUUUAAGUCUCUUUUCCGCAUCAACUUUCUCCCUCCCGAACAUACUCAGCAUCAUCCAAGAUCUUGCAUUUGUUGAGCCUUAUGGACUGACGUCUACCGAAGUCACCCCGAUGGGCCCGACUACCUCGUUCCUCCUCCCCCCCAGAGCAUCGCCCGUGUUAACAAUCCGAGCUGGCCCAAUGCGGGCUCACCUAUUCUUAUAGAUAGGUUGACUUACGACAAAGUGCCAUACUGGGCGCUUCCGGACCUUCUUGGCCUAUUCAUGAGCAAGCUUGGACGGAGUCCCGCUGGAGCAAAUAAAAGGAACUUUUACCUUCCGCUCACCGCGGUUUAUGGAAUGUGGUGUAAGAAGCUCAUUGGAGAAGGGGUUACGCCAUACGUUUUCCAAUGUACGUGGAAUGAGGAGGGAGACUUUUUCCUCGGUGCCUCGAGAGGAGCAUACAGUCUUCAUUCAGAGCGACCCUGGCUAGCCGUCGUCGACCGUGCCCGAUUUGGCGUUAUCAAGUCUGAGCCAUUAACGUUGGCCGGCUGGUCAUUGGCCCGAUCACCUUGCAUGGAGUGCAGAAAGAAGAAGGAUGGAACGCCAUUUGGACGUUGCGCCGAGACAUACCCUUUCUGCAAGCUCCUCAAAACCUGUGGGAAGGGACAAGCCGAGAAGGUAUAUGGUCUCGCUUUGUCCAGGCCGUACUUGUCUUCUCCUCACUAUGACGAUCGACUAUCUGGGCCGAUCUGGGCGAGGUUAUGGAAGCCUUGUUUGAACUGCAAAGAGCUCAUCAGAAUUCACGGUGGCAAGUACGAGAACUUCCUCGUUGCCACUGGAAGUGCAGGCGCUCCGCCCUAAUUGCUCGAUCGACGGCUAGCCAGGUCGCGAAAGACCUUGGAUAUGUCUGUAAAAGAUCCCACCUGUGCCUAUUGACCGGGUCAGGUGUCUUGAGGGAGAAGGAAAGAAAAUACCUGAUCCCGGUAGGGGCCUCACUCCAUCCGUGGAGUGGGUAGCCAUCCUUUGUGGCCUGACACACCCAAAGGACCUACCACCGUCUCGCGGAAAGCAAACCGCGUUACCAAACUCCGACGGAGAAUGUUGAAAACCGGGUGGCCCUGACACAGUCACUGACGGCGACAACCUGGAUACGUUGUUCAA
Molecule: messenger RNA, 1268 nt
Organism: Aspergillus piperis CBS 112811
Lineage: Eukaryota; Fungi; Ascomycota; Eurotiomycetes; Eurotiales; Aspergillaceae
Exons: 2
Coding region: 390-968 (192 amino acids)
Source: RefSeq, a predicted model, not a curated record